Messenger RNA from Entrophospora candida, 828 nucleotides. The record is from the annotation of a GenBank genome assembly. Lineage: Eukaryota; Fungi; Glomeromycota; Glomeromycetes; Entrophosporales; Entrophosporaceae.
AUGAAGGAACCAAAUCCACCCGAAACACUUCAAAGUCUCCUCAAAUAUGAAUAUGAGCACAGGCCUGGUCAGGCACAAAGGUUUCUUGCUCGCAUGGGAAAGAAUUUCAGAUGGCUCUCCUCCAUGCCAGAAUAUCUCAGAAGACAUUCCUUCAGAAUAAUCGCUGACGUUGAGUUCGAAUUUGAUGACGAAGUCGGGUUUAACUUCAUAUUUUUCUACAACGCACUCGAUAAAGGUGAAUUUACGGGACAUGAAAACGAGUGGGUGACGGUACACAACCAGAAGGUAGUAGAAUAUGGAAAGGAGUAUAGCGAUGAUCAAUUGGACUACGUUCUCGAAACUAUGCCUGGUGCCAUCCAACACCCGGUUGAUCAGACACAUCUGCCACUACGUAGUAAGCCGGCGAAGAUGGUGAUUUCUCAGCGCGCUAAUAGUGGAGAUGAUUACAAGGUCAGGAUUCGCAUCAGAAGACCCAAUGAAAAUAAUUUGAUUGCUAUUUUUUCGUAUGAUUUUUAUGAUACCAUGAAUAACAACAAAAAAUAUACAUGCGUGGUCGAUACAGGGGCUCCGGAAUCCAUCUUGCCAUUUCAUCUAACAACUGCUAAUAAUUCGGCACUACGUGCCUCAUCAUCAGAUGCUUUGCUAACAACCGCUAACAAUUCGGCACUAUGUGCCUCAUCAUCGGAUCCUUUGGUGUAUUACCAAAUAACUGCUAAGAAUGAGGCACGUAGUGCCGAAUUCUUAAUCAGAAUUAACCAGAAAGCUAAGGCACUACGUGCCAUGUUCGGGCAUAGCCCUCACAUCGGGCUCACAAAUGACGACACAUGA